GCUGAAAGAUUAGGGACUCUCUGGUCAUGAGGGAUGACCGUGACAUUGCUGAAUAUUACAGCAACUCCUGAUCAGCACUAGGGGCCAUUAAUGGAACAUUCUGAGAUUGUUAACAGCCUUUAGAUAAGAACCUCCUUCGAUUACAUGCGUGUAUGUGUGUGAGUUUCCAUCAUUAAAGAUGAGGACCUCGUUGGACGGUCAGAAUCCCUUUUUUUCGUUAAAGGGGUGAUUCUUCUUCGAGAGGAACCCUAACUCAAAGGAAUCAUGCUUUAGUGCAACUUCAGAUCUAGAGAAAGAACCCCUUAGUCUUUCUCACAUUUACGUGCAAACGUAAAGGCAGGGGAGAGAAAAGGCAUCCUUGCUUCUGCGGUCCUCUCUCCCACUUACUCAUUGAUUCUGGUUGGCCAGAGUGGUAUGAGUGUGGGCAGGCCCCACCGUUACAGCAUCGUUUCAUCAUCGGAGGAGGACGUGUACCGCCAAGGCAAAAUGCCCGCCCUCGGCAAUGGCUUUGGCAAUGGUAAGAUCCAGACACGCAGGAAAGUACGGAACCGCUUCGUAAACAAGACGGGCCAGUGCAAUGUCAAUUUUGCACAUAUGGACGAACAAUCCCAGCGUUACCUCGCAGACAUUUUUACCACAUGUGUGGACUUUCGCUGGCGCUGGAUGUUUGUCCUUUUCUCCCUUGCAUUUGUUCUUUCCUGGCUUGGGUUUGGUUUUGCCUUCUGGCUCAUUGCUCUUGUUCACGGUGACUUAGACCAACCCUCUGGAGAUGACUUCACACCAUGCGUCAUGCAGGUCAACAGCUUUGUAGCAGCAUUUUUGUUCUCAGUUGAGACACAGACCACGAUUGGCUACGGGUUCCGCUGUGUGACUGAGGAGUGUCCAUUAGCUGUGUUCAUGGUUGUCUUCCAGUCCAUCGUGGGCUGCAUCAUUGACUCUUUUAUGAUUGGUGCCAUCAUGGCCAAAAUGGCGCGACCCAAAAAACGGGCAGAGACCAUACUGUUCUCGCACAAUGCUGUCAUUGCGAUGCGCGAUGGGAAGUUAAGCCUAAUGUGGAGAGUUGGGAACUUGAGGAAAAGUCACAUUGUUGAGGCUCAUGUGCGGGCACAACUUAUUAAGCCCCGAAUAUCAGAAGAAGGUGAGUACAUCCCACUCGAUCAGAUUGAUAUCAAUGUGGGCUACGACCAAGGUCUCGACCGCAUCUUCCUAGUUGCUCCCCUAACUAUCCUCCAUGAGAUAAAUGAGGAGAGUCCACUGUAUGGUAUCAGCAAGCAGGACCUGGAAACAGCUGAUUUUGAGAUUGUGGUCAUCCUAGAAGGGAUGGUUGAGGCGACUGCGAUGACGGCUCAGGUGCGCAGCUCCUACCUGGCCAGUGAGAUCUUAUGGGGCCAUCGUUUUGAACCAGUGGUGUUUGAGGAACGGAACCAGUAUAAGGUGGACUACUCGCACUUCCAUAAGACCUACGAGGUGCCCACAACACCGCGCUGCAGUGCCAAAGACAUGGAGGAGAGCAAGUCCCUAGAGUCUGGCGCUGACUUCUGUUAUGAGAAUGAGUUGGCCUUCAUCAGCAGGGAUGAAGAGGAGCAAGAUGAGGAGCAGGUUGAGAGAGCGACUGAGCUAGAGACCCUAUCCACCAAUUUGAACUUUGAUCAGAGGUCAUAUCACAAAGAAUCAGAAAUUUGAAUUUGAUCGUGACCUUGGGAACUUUGCUUUAUUGUAGACUAUUUUUGUAGUGUUGGAUGUAAUUGAUAGAUACUGAGUAAUGCAAGUGCCAAAUACAAAACCCUGGCCCACUGUUUUAGAGCUAUGUCGUAGAUGAGGGCAGGUCAAGAAAAGUAUGUGCUUUUUGUAGUUUGUCAGAAAUGUGAGGCCUUCUUGUAGGAAAACUUGAAAUCUAAAAUUUCUGUUACAUACCGUAGUUUGAAGUGAUAGCUUUAAGUAGUAUCAUUAUGCAAUACUAAGCUAGCCUGGGUGCCAUACUGACAAAAUCUCUUUCUUGUAAACACAAUUUGCACAAGCUGGGUUGUUAACCAGUACUGUGUUUGCUUGAAUAUUGAGUAUAAAAUGAUACCAUAAUAUAUAACAAGUUGUUUGGUGUAAUCUUCAGCAAUAAAGUGACUUUCAUCCAUGUUUUCCAUAUACAAAUUGUCUGGUUUACUUUAGAGAUUAUCACAAAUACAGCAUAGCUGUUUUUAUUUUCAUCACAUCUGAGCAAAGCAAAUGUUUGAUACUUUUAUUUUUCAGCAUGUAAUAAAUUAUUACAUAAAAGGUGUACGAAAGACAAUUAACACUAAUUACUGCUGACAAUGAGCAAGAUGGCUCCCAGGCUAGCAAAUAGUGAAGACACAAAAAGUAUUUAUUCAGUAUUAGAAAAUGAGUAGACAAAUAUAUAAAGAGAGUAUGUGAGUGAUUAAGUCAAAAAGAAGGCAUGGUUAUAGGAUAAGCUUAAACUUUGAGGAUGAUGGUAGCUUUUUGCACAACACUUUAUACAUUCACCUUCAUGCUCAGGACCAUAGUGGAAGUGUAUGAUUGGAGAGAUUCAGUUGUAAAGCCAUGUUUCACAUUACCUACAUUUUAAAGGGUUAGUUCACCCAAAAAGUCAUACUCAACUCACCCUCUUAUCAUCCUAAAAUUGUGUGACUUCCGUGGAAUACAAAAGGAGAUGUUAGGUAGAAUGAUAGCUUCAGUCACCAUUCACUUUCAUUGCAUCUUUUUCCAUACAAUGAAAGUGAAUGGCGAUUGAGAAAGGAAAGUCAUACAGGUUUGGAACAACAAGAUGGUGAGUUUUAAUUUUUGGGUGAACUAUCCCAUUAAGCAUGUAGUGCAAUACAACAAAUAAGGAAUAAUAUACAGUCAGCUUGUCAACCCCCAAUCGUGGUUUAUUUUGAUCAGGCCUCCGAAUUGACUAAUCAAAAGUAUUCCAGAGAGCCAUGUAUUAUUCAGAUUUCCACUCUCACAAAACUAACCUAAGAACUUAUACAAAAGAAGUUCAACAAGCGUUCAGCCCAAUACUACCUACCCACACCAGAAUUCUAUACAAUGAUAAUUAAUUAUCUUUACAAUCCUUUAAAUAUCUCCCUCAUUUUCAACAUUAGUGUAUAAAGCGAAAGGGAGAGGUGAGAAAGAGAGCCGGAAACAAAAAAGGAACAAAGAGGAGAGUGUUCACCCACUCACCUCAUCCAUCACUUUGCUCUGUGGGGGAAAAAUAAGAGUGCCUGAUUAAAUAAAGAAGGCAUUAUAUGAGAUAAUUUAAAUAAACUAAACGUUUCAUCCAGGUGGAUGCUAGCCAAAGUCUCUCUCACGGAAGAGAGGAAAAAAAAGAGACAAUCCUCUUACAAUUACCCACUCUCCAAAAAUACUACACUACCACGUCAUGAUACAUCAUACAACACACAGCAGCAUAGUUUAUAGCUUUUUUUUUUAUUGCUGUCUGAUCAUAUAAGGUUAAAGGUCUGAUUAUUCAUGCUAUAAGCAAUAUGACCGUUUUCAUGUCAUGUCCUCCUUGCAACCUCUUCAGUUGGGUCUCUGAGGGUGAAAGUGAGUCACCUUCUUCAGGGCUCGACAUUAAACAUUGUCAUGUGCUUGUCAGAGUAAAAAGUUACUUGACCGGAGACAAAGACAAAAGCCUCCAUAGCCAUCAUUAACACCUAAUAGGGAUCAAGAACACCUUGCAGAAAGAUGGUAAGUCAUUGCUCACCCUCAAGCCUGUUUGAAUUUCUCUCUUCUGAGGGACACAAAAUUAGAUUUUUGUCAGAAUGUUAGUCAGGGUCACUAUUCACUGUCACUGCAUCUUUUUUCUCCAUAAAAUAAAAGUGAAUUGAGACUGAAACUAACAUUCUCCCUAACAUCUCCUUUUGAGUUCCACGGAAAAUCCGACAGGUUUGGAACAACAUAAAGGUGAUAUAAGGUCCCAUUCAUUAACAUUAGACAAUGCAUCAUGAACUAACAAUGAACAAUAUUUUACAGCAUUUAUCAAUCUUAGUUAAUGUUACUAAAUCAAAAAUAACAGUUGUUCAUUGUUGGCUCAUAGUGUAUGAACUAAUGUUAACAUAGACAGAUUUUAUUUUAAUGUGAAAAUAUAUUCAAGAUUAAUAAAUUAUAUAAAAGUGGUGUUUAUUGUUAGUUCAUGUUAACUGAUGUAGUUAACUAAUGUUAACCUUUUUGUAAAGUGUUACCCAACUUUCAUUUUUGGGUAAAUCAUCUCUUUGAGAGAACAAGUCAAUUCUCACCAGUUGCAUUAAAAGCGGCUGUUUAAUAUUGACAAAAUGCAUUGAAAAUGUUAACAGAUGAAAUCCUGAGAGAACCUUGCUGCUAAAUCAGUUAUGUUGUAUAUU
Xyrauchen texanus (razorback sucker) is the source of this 4334-nucleotide messenger RNA. Its product is annotated as ATP-sensitive inward rectifier potassium channel 12-like. Gene Ontology annotation, cellular component: plasma membrane. Lineage: Eukaryota; Metazoa; Chordata; Actinopteri; Cypriniformes; Catostomidae. The record is from RefSeq and is a predicted model, not a curated record. Gene Ontology annotation, biological process: regulation of monoatomic ion transmembrane transport; potassium ion import across plasma membrane. The transcript is spliced from 2 exons. The coding region runs from base 415 to 1683 and encodes 422 amino acids. Gene Ontology annotation, molecular function: inward rectifier potassium channel activity.